Lasiosphaeria miniovina is the source of this 711-nucleotide messenger RNA. RefSeq lists its product as uncharacterized. The annotation marks the transcript as partial. The record is from RefSeq and is a predicted model, not a curated record. NCBI's taxonomy places the organism in Eukaryota, Fungi, Ascomycota, Sordariomycetes, Sordariales, Lasiosphaeriaceae. The transcript is spliced from 2 exons.
GACGUGCACAUCGCGUCACUGGCCUUCAUCGUCACGGGCCUGCUGUACCGGUUCGCGCACGAGCAGCUCGAGGCGCGCCUGCCCAAGUGGACGCAUUUCCCGCAGACGCUGCGCGACCGCAUGGCCGUCGAGAUGGCCUGCAUCCCCGUGCGGUUAGGGCUGAUCGUCUUCACCCUGCCCUCAGUGCUGGCCGCCUUCUCGCCCGCCGCCGCCAACUGGUCGGCUGCCGACACGAGGAAUGCGUUGGUUGCGUGCGCCCUCAUGACGGGCGCGUACCUGUUUGACCUGAUCAUCUACCGCGAAGACAUGCUCAGCGUGCUGCACCACAUGAUGGGGCCGGCGCUGCUGGUGUGGACGCGCACGUGCUUCAGCAGCUUCACGGCGGCGGACGCGCUAGUCUCGCGCAGCCUGAUGAUGUUCGUCUUCUUCGGGGCGGCCACGGGCGGCAUCGCCGCCACGUCGGGCGUGUUCCUGCUGCGCGUCGGCAAGAAGUACCUGGCGCGGCGGCGCCUGUACGGCUGCUUCGCGCUGUGCGUAGCGUGUCUGACCGUCACCACGGUGCUGAGCUGCUACGUCAACGUGCUGUACUUCCUGCACACGUGGGACGAGGCGUUUGCGUAUUUCGGCUGGUUCGCCCCGCUGCCUGUCCUGUGGGAGUCGUUCGAGUGCUACCUGCAGUGGCGCUGGCUGCUGCGCUUCUACGAGCUCGAG